This is a messenger RNA of Elgaria multicarinata webbii, 874 nucleotides long. RefSeq names its product ribonuclease-like. The record is from RefSeq and is a predicted model, not a curated record. Gene Ontology annotation, biological process: defense response to Gram-positive bacterium. Gene Ontology annotation, molecular function: nucleic acid binding; RNA nuclease activity. Lineage: Eukaryota; Metazoa; Chordata; Lepidosauria; Squamata; Anguidae. The coding region runs from base 156 to 662 and encodes 168 amino acids. The transcript is spliced from 2 exons.
CAAGAGAUAUAUAGCUGGAACCCUGAAAGGAGGAAGAUCAUCCAGCUGGCAUCCUCCCCUCUGCUGAUAGUGGGAUCCAUUCUUCUAAGAAGAACCCUGACAGAAAAGAUAAAGAAUAUUUGUGAGAUACACGCCCAGUUUCCAAGGGCCCAGUCAUGUCCCCAAAGGGCCUUCGGCCUCAGGCCUUUCUUCUCUUGCUCUUCCUCAUGGCCACCACCCUGCUGCCACGGAGCGAAGGCACCUCUUCCGGUGACACCAAGCUCCCACGGAGCGAAGGCACCGUUUCCGACGAACCCCAGCUCCCAGGGAGCCAAGACAGCUCUUUCAGAGAGUUCCUGAAAAGGCACCUGGACAGCCCCAAGUCAGACUACCAGAACGACCACACCUACUGCAACCUGAUGAUGAGCCGCCGGAACCUGAACUGCCAGCGUGGCAACACCUUCAUCCACAGCAGCGAACGGCAGCUGACUGCCAUCUGCAAUUCAGCAAAGAGGAACUUGGAUGGAAACCAGACCAGCAGAACCCUGUUCCCCAUCACCAUCUGCCGCCUGGCCGAAGGCCGCAAGGGGCUUUACUGCCGCUACACGGGGAAGAGCGAAAUCAAGAAGAUCCGGGUCACCUGCAAGAAUGGCCUCCCUGUCCAUUACAUUGCCCAUGCCUAAGCCGGGGCGAAAUGUGAAGGAGGAAAGAUGUGGCGGCUGAAAUUACUCUGCUUUGCUUGGCUGAUCCUUCCCCAAUCCUCCCUCAGAGCUCCUUGUAAUGAGGGUGACCCUAUGGAAAGAAGGACAGGGCUCCUGUCUCUUUAACAGUUGCACAGAAAAGGGGGUUUCAGUAGGUAUCCUUUGUAUGAAUGCAGCACCUGGUGAAAUGCCCU